CGGGACGGCAGCAUGCGGAGCUUGCGCGGCGUUCCGCCGUCGUUGCCGGUGGUGUUGCUGCUGCUGGUGGUGGUGGCGGCCGCGGGGCACGGCGCAGUCAUCACCGGGGCCUGCGACCGAGACCAGCAGUGCGGAGGAGGGAUGUGCUGUGCGGUUAGCCUCUGGAUCCGCAGCCUGCGAAUGUGCACGCCGAUGGGAAAUUUGGGAGAGGAGUGCCAUCCUUUGAGUCACCGAGUUCCCUUCUCCGGACGGCGGAUGCACCACACCUGCCCGUGUCUCCCCAGCCUGGCCUGCGUACGGACUUCUCCCAGCAAAUUCAAAUGUUUACCGGACUUCAGAAAAGAAGAUGUCUUUUUUUAGCAGGAGCUAUUCUGCGCUAGAAAGAGCCACUCGAUGUAUUCUUUUUCUUGUUAUUGUGAUGAACAAGGUACUUGCCAGGGGAAACCCUUUACCAUACUUUCCUGCCUCACCAACAUUAAAACUGAAGAUGAGAUACUGUGUUGUAGUGGCCAAGGUUUUCAGGACUCGCGGUGGCGGAUGCUUUCAUUUUGGGUUGAGCAAAAGGACAUCUGCUAAAGCAAUAUUGCUUUCUGAGGGCAGGAGCUUAAUGCUUUCUGAACCAUCUCAUGGUCUUCAUGGUUCCAGCUUAACCCCAGAAUGAAAACAUCCAAGAUUGUCAGUUUUGGAAAAUUUUGGCCACGUUUUUACAUUUUGGAAUGCCUGAAUCGAACUGAGAGUUGAAUAACUGCAUAGUGUCAAGCAUAUGACAAUUGCUAAAAACCUGUAUUUACAUUACAUUUCGUAUCUUUAUUAAUAUAACUGUAUUUGUAAGUUAGGCGCAUCUCUAGGGUAAAAGUUUAACCAAUAGAUGUAGUUUUUACACUUUUUAAAAGUGGUGGGUGGAACCAAAGCAUUUCAAUAUUCAAAGCAUUAAAAGAUUUUGUUAUUUUAGUAUUCUAAGAUGAGAAGAAGUUGUUACUUGAGUUGGUGUAAAACUACCUGAUCAUCUCAAACUAUGUAUUAAGAUGUAGUUUAUAUUAAAAAAGGAACCCUGAAGUUUAUUGUAAUGGGCUGCCUGACUUCUUGUAUAUGUAUCAAAUUUGCUGUGUAAAAAUUCUGUAUCAGAAUAAUGGCAGUAUAUGAUUUGAUUUAUUUUAAUAUUAUAACAUUAUUUUGUCA
Molecule: messenger RNA, 1179 nt
Organism: Aquila chrysaetos chrysaetos
Lineage: Eukaryota; Metazoa; Chordata; Aves; Accipitriformes; Accipitridae
Gene: PROK2
Product: prokineticin 2
Source: RefSeq, a predicted model, not a curated record